Messenger RNA from Lactuca virosa, 441 nucleotides. The record is from the annotation of a GenBank genome assembly. Lineage: Eukaryota; Viridiplantae; Streptophyta; Magnoliopsida; Asterales; Asteraceae.
CCGUUUGGUUUCUACGGUGCAUGCUACUGAUCCUUAAAUAGUGGGAUUUAACGUUUUGAAUUUCGAAUUUCCCUUCAUCUCUUUUGAAAUCACACCGUAGACUACUUUCUCUCUCGAUCGUUCUCCUCACGCCUACAACUCAAAACCCUAAACAAGCCCUAAAUAAGGUCAUGAAUUGAGUUUUUGAUCAGAGUGAAGGCCAUUCAUGAUUGGAUGAAGGCUACGAAUAUUUGGAAAUCAAUAGGUAUUGCGAACAGAGGAAUAGAUUUCUUCUCCUCUAUCCACCUGGAAAAAACUAUGGAAGGUUUGAAGAAUUUUAUUCUAAGUUACCUGUUGAUUGCCAUCUCUAUAGUUCCUCCUUUCUGGGAUAAAUCAGAGGUUAUUGAUCAUGGAAGCAAAAAUAAAAUCUUGCUAACCAUGAAUUUAACCAAUCUCAUUUAG